AUGAUUGAAGAAAUUGUCCAGAUUGCUCGGGAAAGAAAAGAUUCAGAAGAUCUACCGGCUCAAGAAAACAAAUUUGAAGCCCUGUUAGCGGAAAAAGCAGCUGUUGUUCCUGACACGAACUCUUUGGCAAUCAACCGAAAAGUCGCGCCAGCUCAAGAGAUAGAGCGAGAGCAAGAGUCCACGAAGAAGAACACCGAUAAUUCCGCCGCUGACAAGAGUUCUUCUUCAACUGGCGAAUCGGAGAACGACGCUUUCAAAUUCUAUUUAGCGGCCUCUUUCUUCGGUGCUCUGGCGCUGGGGACUGUGCUUUAUCUCAAAACGCAAUAA
Oikopleura dioica is the source of this 327-nucleotide messenger RNA. The record is from the annotation of a GenBank genome assembly. NCBI's taxonomy places the organism in Eukaryota, Metazoa, Chordata, Appendicularia, Copelata, Oikopleuridae.